Molecule: messenger RNA, 1448 nt
Organism: Enhydra lutris kenyoni (northern sea otter)
Lineage: Eukaryota; Metazoa; Chordata; Mammalia; Carnivora; Mustelidae
Product: rab effector MyRIP-like
Exons: 8
Coding region: 45-1448 (467 amino acids)
Cellular component (GO): cortical actin cytoskeleton
Molecular function (GO): myosin binding; actin binding
Source: RefSeq, a predicted model, not a curated record
UGGGCCAAGCCUUGGGGGCCCCAGGAACAAGCUCAGGACACAGCAUGAUGGACACCUUGGCUGUCGCCCUGCGGGUGGCUGAAGAGGCCAUCGAGGAGGCGAUUUCCAAAGCAGAAGCCUACGGGGACAGUCUGGACAAGCAGAACGAGGCCAGCUACCUGCGGGACCACAAGGAAGAGUUGACCGAGGAACUGGCCACAACUAUCCUGCAGAAGAUCAUAAGGAAACAGAAGAGCAAAGGCGAGCAGCAAAUGGAAGAAGAGCCAGAGUGGUUGCAGCCCCAGAGCUGCAUGGCCAAGGCAGCUGACCGGGGGACCGCCACACCCCCAGGAGGCCCCCGAGCUCCCUGCACCCUCUGGCAGUCCCAGUCUGCAUUCUCACUCCCCAGAGAGGACGCCCUGAAGCCCCCUUCCCUGGAGGCUGUGUCGAGACUGCGGAGGAGCCAGGCCCAGCCACUGCGGGAGGAGGCAACCUUGCCCAGCUGGAAGAGCACGGACAGGCUGGACGAGACAAACCUGGCCGAGGUUUUGCAGAGCCCCGAUGGGAACUGGGUGGCCCUGAAGGAUGGUACUCUGCUGCCCACCCGCCUGCUGGCCAAACCUAAGAGUGGCACGUUCCAGGUCCUGGAGGCAGCCUCCAGCGUGGCCUCUGCCUACGACGAGAUGGGCUCUGACAGCGAGGAGGACUUUGACUGGAGUGAGGCCUUGAGUACACUGUGCCCACGGACCCGAGGCCAGCCCAGGAACCCCCAGCCUCAGCCCACACAGGCCCAGAGCUUGCACCAAGGCCCAUCAGCCGCCAACUCUGGGCUCUCUCCGAACCCCGAGGCCAUGUGUUCCGACUCAGAGACCUCCUCUGCAGGCUCUUGCCGGGAAGCUGGGCGCCGGGCAAGACUGUCCUGGCUGCUGAGGAAGGCCCCCAGGGACCCCACAGCAGAGAAGCUGCGCUUGCAGGGAGAACUGGACGUGAACUUCAACCCCCAGGCCCCCAGCAGGGAGACCUCAGACAGCAGCGAGCCUGAAGAGGCCCCCUACGCCAUGGACCGGAAGACCAGGAAGUGGAGAAGGGCCCGCGUGGGCUCCGAGGAGCCAAGUGAGGAAUUGUCUUCUCCCAACGCCCAUUCCCAGGGGCUGGACAUACAACAGGUGUCGGGUGAUUUGUCAGAGACUGACCUCAGUAAUGAACCUCAGCACCCUCGGACCAGCGUGGCCACCACCGAGGAGAAACUGAGAAACAGGCUGUAUGAGUUAGCAAUGAAAAUGAGUGAGAAGGAGACGUCUUCGGGAGAAGAUCAGGAGUCAGAGCCCAAGAUGGAGUCUGAGAACCACAAGGAAAGUCUGUCCUCUGAAGACAACAGCCAGGGCGUCCAGGAAGAGCUGAAGAAGACCAUGCAUGACUACUCCAGUUCUUCCUCCACUCCACAGCCACAACUGCCCUGCAGUCCCUGA